This is a messenger RNA of Ectocarpus sp. CCAP 1310/34, 312 nucleotides long. Lineage: Eukaryota; Phaeophyceae; Ectocarpales; Ectocarpaceae. The record is from the annotation of a GenBank genome assembly.
AUGACGCUAGAGGUGGAAAUGCCACACCCAGACAUGCCGGGCAUGAAACAGAAGGGAAGAGUAUACGUGUGCGAUUUGGCCGGGACUGAACCUGCGGGCGACAUCGUGUACGCUUUGUACGAGAAAAAGACAUUUGACAGCGGCGAUAUCGAGUAUAAGUUUCUCGGACCGCACCAAGACCAACGCAAGACGAAAGAGUUGCAAGACCAGGGCAAGAAAAUUAACCUCUCCCUCAGCGAGGUACAGGCGUGGAUCCGGGUGCUACCACGCAACAUGCACGGCGGCCCUUGAUGGGUUGACGUUCCGACUUAG